UUUGUGAAAUACGCACUCAACAAAACACUUUUUAGGCCGCUGACAGGGAACCAAACGGGAAAAAAAUCACUGAGACACUUUAUUUUAGUUGAAAAAAGGAGUUAUUUAAUCUUAAAAAACUAUUUUCGAAUAGUUUCAAUCUAAGCUACAGGAAUUUCAGUGCAAAAAAUUCGAAGAAACCACCGGAACUAUGGCAACAAAACCGGGAAAGGGCGAUGGCAAGCAGGGCAAAGGGAAGCUGAGGACCUCCAAGAACAAGGUCGAAGGCGGCGGGGGCGGUGGUGGCGAUGCCGAUGACUUCGAUGCCUGGAUGAAGUCCCGCCAGUUGCUCAAGCCCGAUGACCAGCUGGAUCUCACCGAGGCGGAGCUGGGCGAGGAGGUCACCAAGGUCCUCACGCCCACCAACACCAAUGUCAUCCGGAAUCUCGUGGUCUAUAGCUUUAAGGAGGGUGAGUUUGUCUUGGCUCCAGUGCCUGGCAAUACGGUCACCCUGAUCGCCUUUCCCGGAAACUCACUGCACAUCGAUUCGGAGGAGGGUCGUCGCCAGAUCGAGGAGUCGGACGAGAUCGGCUACCCGCUUCCCAUGCCCAACUACACGGUGGUGGAGCAGCGCGAGCCCGAAAACGUCGAUGGAGAGGAGGGAGAGGGCGAGGAGGACGACGAUGGCGCCAACGCAAAGGAGGGAGGAGCAGAGGAGGAGGAGGUCGAGGAAGAGGAUGAUGAGGAGGCCAAGGGCACCGAGGGCGAUGAAGGCGAGGGGGAGGGCGAGGGAGAGGGUGGCGCGGCCCGCGCUGAAGACGAAGAACAGGCCCAGCCGGUGGCAGCCGCUUCCUCCAAAAAACGGAAGCUGAUCAACCAGUUCAACUACUGCGAACGUGGUGCCUUAACUUACUCAAAUCCCAAGAGGAAUGUGGACACCCAAACCAUUCCUCCACCACGCUCCCAGUUCGGGGCCAAUGUGCUGCAGUGGGUCAUCUACGAUUCCUAUAUGGAGAAUUUCGAGGAACAGCAGCGGGAUGGCAGUAAGAAGGAGGACCGCAAGCGUGGCAGACGGGAAAAGAAGUUCCGGGACAAGACCGCCAUUGCCGAGCAGCUGAACAAGAAGUAUCUCAAGUGCUGGCAGAUCCUCGAGCGCAUGAUUAACCAGAAUAUCUACGACGACAUUGCCCACGACUACCGCUACUGGGAGGAUCCAGCCGACGAGUUCAGGGAGGGCGAGGGCAACCUGCUGCCCUUGUGGAAGUUCCAGUAUGACAAGACCAAGAAGAUGAACGUCACCGACAUCCUCUUCAAUCCGAGCUACUACGAUCUGUUUGCCGUCUGCUUUGGAUCGCACGACUUCAUGAAGCAAACCAACGAGGGUUACUUGUGUCUCUUCACCGUUAAGAAUCCCUCAUUCCCGGACUACAUUAUUCAAACCGAUAGCGGGGUAAUGUGCUGCGACAUCCAUCCCACAUAUCCUUUUUUGGCUGUGAUCGGACUUUACGACGGAAAUGUGGCUGUGUAUAACUUGCGCGAGGACUGCAAGGAACCGCUGUACGUCUCCAAAGGAGUCAAUUGCAAACACGGCGAGUGCGUGUGGCAGAUUAAGUGGGGUCUGGACAUGACCGACGGCGAAGUGAACUUCUUCUCGGUUUCUUCCGAUGGGCGGGUCUUCAACUGGAUCCUCAUGCAGAACAAGCUGUGGGUCACCACCAUCAUCACAUUGUACCGGGAGAACGGCCUGGUGGACGGGCCUGAUGGUACCAAGGUCAGUCUGAAGAGCGGGGGCUCCUGCAUGGUGUUCCAUCCCUUCGACAACAAGGUUUUUCUGGUGGGCACUGAAUGUGGGUACAUCUACAAAUGCAGCACGGCCUUUAGCUCCAAGUACCUAAUGACCUACGAUGCCCACAACAUGUCCGUCUACCGCAUCGAUUUCAACCGGUUCAACAGCAACAUCUUCGUGUCCUGCAGCGGCGACUGGCGGGUUAAAGUGUGGGAGGACAUGCGUCCCGACCCUCUCUUCAUCUUUGAUCUGGGCGCUGCCGUGGGUGAUGUGAAAUGGGCUCCUUACUCGAGCACCGUAUUCGCAGCGGUAACCACUGAGGGCAAGGUGCAUGUUUUCGAUUUGAAUGUUAACAAAUACAAGGCUAUAUGCGUUCAGGCAGUGGUUCCGAAGCGGAAGAACAAGCUCACCAGACUGGCCUUCAACGAGAAGCUCGCCUUUAUUGUGGUGGGCGAUGAAAAGGGAGUGACCACAUCGCUGAAGCUGUCGCCCAAUCUCCGCAUGAUGGUCAAGCCGCCGAAGAAGCAGCUCUAUCUCGACCAGACCACUUUGCAGGUUGCCAAGCUGGAGAAGCUGCUGUCCCUGGUCCGUGAACUUCCGGAGGGCAGUGUGGUGCCCGAUGCAGCCACCACUGUGCGCAGCUAAAUCCGAUUCAUGAUCCCAGUUAGUUUGCUUAUGGCCAGCAGGAAAACACUAUAAUCUGAUUGUAUGUAUUUUAUUUUACACAUAGAUCUGCUGGUUAUAAAAGAAUUUUGACUCUUCCCUCUUAUGUUACGUUAUGUUCCUAUCAAUCUAACAAAAAUUUGCUAUCAACGUGCGGUUGACCUCAACCAACAUAAGGAACUCAGAAGCAAUGUAAAAAUCACAAAAUUGUAUAUAUGCUUAGAAAUCAAAUAAACGUUGAAUAAAACUUUA
Messenger RNA from Drosophila elegans, 2680 nucleotides. RefSeq names its product dynein intermediate chain 2, ciliary. Gene Ontology annotation, molecular function: dynein light chain binding; dynein heavy chain binding. The coding region runs from base 191 to 2410 and encodes 739 amino acids. Gene Ontology annotation, cellular component: outer dynein arm. Gene Ontology annotation, biological process: cilium movement; outer dynein arm assembly. The transcript is spliced from 8 exons. The record is from RefSeq and is a predicted model, not a curated record. Lineage: Eukaryota; Metazoa; Arthropoda; Insecta; Diptera; Drosophilidae.